Impatiens glandulifera is the source of this 1673-nucleotide messenger RNA. RefSeq names its product shaggy-related protein kinase alpha. Gene Ontology annotation, molecular function: protein serine/threonine kinase activity; ATP binding. The transcript is spliced from 13 exons. Gene Ontology annotation, biological process: protein phosphorylation; signal transduction. Lineage: Eukaryota; Viridiplantae; Streptophyta; Magnoliopsida; Ericales; Balsaminaceae. Gene Ontology annotation, cellular component: cytoplasm. The coding region runs from base 206 to 1429 and encodes 407 amino acids. The record is from RefSeq and is a predicted model, not a curated record.
AUUAAUAAAGACAAUUACCGAAAAAAACGCUCAUUUGGGGUUUCUCUCUCCUCUUUCUUCCAUUGUUGUUGAUGGUCUAACCAGCUCCACGAAUCCCCGCCACGAUCCGAAACCGACGGAUGCCAUCUUCCUGACGGCGGUCUGUGUGGAUCGGUGCAUGAUUCUUUGAGAUAAGUGAUAAGGAAGAUAGCUUUGUUUGCUGCUAAUGGCUUCAGUGGGUGUGGUUGCACCUGCUUCUGUUAUGAGAGAUUCUAGCGGUCACACUGAUCAACUACCGGAAGAGAUGAAUGACCUGAAGAUUAGGGAUGACAAGGAAAUGGAACCUGCUGUCGUUGAUGGUAAUGGGGCGGAGAAUGGGCAUAUAAUAGUAACGACUAUUGGUGGACGCGAUGGCCAGCCAAAGCAGACAAUUAGCUACAUGGCUGAACGUGCAGUCGGGCAGGGAUCAUUUGGAGUUGUUUUUCAGGCUAAAUGUUUGGAAACUGGCGAAACUGUGGCUAUAAAGAAAGUCCUUCAAGACAAAAGAUAUAAGAACAGAGAGUUGCAGACCAUGCGUAUGCUUGACCACCCAAACGUGGUGUCGUUGAAACAUUGUUUCUUUUCAACCACGAACAAGGAUGAAUUGUAUCUUAAUCUGGUGUUGGAGUAUGUUCCAGAGACAGCUCAUCGGGUAAUUAAACACUACAAUAAGCUGAAUCAACGGAUGCCACUUAUUUAUGUGAAACUCUACUCAUAUCAGAUAUUCAGGGCUUUAUCUUACAUCCAUCGCGGUAUUGGAGUGUGUCAUCGGGAUAUUAAACCUCAAAAUCUUCUGGUUAAUCCUCAUACUCACCAGCUAAAGAUAUGUGAUUUUGGUAGUGCUAAAGUUCUGGUAAAGGGAGAGCCGAACAUUUCGUACAUCUGUUCUAGGUAUUAUCGAGCACCUGAACUUAUAUUUGGAGCAACUGAGUAUUCUACAGCUAUUGACAUCUGGUCGGCUGGUUGUGUUCUCGCUGAACUACUCCUUGGACAGCCUUUGUUUCCUGGUGAGAGUGGGGUUGAUCAACUUGUUGAGAUUAUAAAGAUUCUGGGUACUCCAACUAGGGAGGAAAUCAAAUGCAUGAAUCCUAACUAUACAGAAUUCAAAUUCCCCCAGAUUAAAGCCCAUCCAUGGCACAAGAUAUUCCAUAAACGCAUGCCUCCAGAGGCUGUUGAUCUCGUCUCAAGACUGCUGCAAUACUCUCCUUAUCUGCGUUGUACGGCUUUGGAUGCAUUAACUCAUCCGUUCUUUGAUGAGUUGCGAGAUCCAAACACUCGCCUGCCUAAUGGACGAUUCCUUCCGCCUUUGUUUAACUUUAAACCACUAGAACUGAAAGGAGUACCGGCUGAUAUGUUGGUCAAGUUGAUUCCGGUUCAUGCUAGAAAGCAAUGCCCAUUCCUUGGGUCAUAAUCUCUUCAUGAGAUGGCUGAGAAGAAUCAAUGCUUCUUAUAUGUUAGUUACUCUAUUUGUAAUCUCUCUGAGAUCUAUUGGUGUUUGUAAUAUGAUUUGCUUAAAACAGGAUUAGUAACCCAAAAUCUUAUUUGUAACUAUUGACUGAUGCGAUAACAUUGGAUCGCAGGUGCGAGAUUGUGAACACUAUUAACGGAUAAGGGAGUGUUGUGUUUUUUUUUAAAUGAUACCUUAAUUUAAGGCU